Molecule: messenger RNA, 7903 nt
Organism: Rhea pennata
Lineage: Eukaryota; Metazoa; Chordata; Aves; Rheiformes; Rheidae
Gene: SHROOM2
Product: shroom family member 2
Exons: 10
Coding region: 1-5277 (1758 amino acids)
Biological process (GO): actin filament organization
Cellular component (GO): apical plasma membrane; apical junction complex; cortical actin cytoskeleton
Molecular function (GO): actin filament binding
Source: RefSeq, a predicted model, not a curated record
AUGGAAGACGUGGGGCUGCGCGGCGGGCGGGAACGGCUGCCCGGCGGCGACCCGCGCCUCAGCGCCGGGCUGGUGGAGCCGGGGCAGAUGGUGGUGAUGGUGGAGCAGAGGGGCGCCGAGGGCUACAAGCUGGUGGAGGUGCUGCUGACCGGCGGGGCCCCCUGGGGCUUCACCCUCAAGGGCGGCCGCGAGCACGGCGAGCCCCUCAUCAUCACCAAGAUUGAAGAUGGGAGCAAAGCUGCAGCUGUGGACAAGUUACUGGCUGGGGAUGAAAUUGUUGGCAUCAAUGAUGUGGGCCUCUCUGGUUUCCGACAAGAAGCAAUCUGUCUGGUAAAAGGUUCACACAAGACGCUGAAGCUUGUAGUAAAAAGAAGAAAUGACCUAGCCUGCAGGCCUCACUCCUGGCAUGCAACCAAAUUUACAGAAAGUCAACCCGAGACAGCCACGUCACACCUUACUUCAACCAAUGCCUGUGCUUCGUGGCACUCACGGUAUCAUGCAAGCUGCUCUUCUCAUGACCUGUCAAGCACAUGGGAUCAGUCAAGUCUACAUCGCACUUCUGAUCAAUUCAGCUCUUUGGGAAGUAUGGACAGCUGGGACCACACUCCACAAGUAGCCCAAUAUGGAAGACUUUCUUCUGCAAAGUCUAACAGUAGCAUUGAUCAUCUAGGGAGCCAAAGUAAGCGGGAUUCAGCCUAUGGGUCUUUCUCUACAAGUUCAAGUACCCCUGACCAUACUCUAUCCAAUGUAGAUGCUUCUUCAACAGAGAAUAUGUUAUACAAAGUAGGCCACUGGGAGACUGCAAAGCAUGGAAACAAGUCUGGCCAGUUCCUGAAUGAUAACAGUGGAAUAGAGGACAAACCAGGAUAUUUACCAGUCCCCACCCAGUACGAGAACAACAGAAGUCCUAGAAUAGAAGAACACCCUGAUAUCAAGCUCAGUAGCUCUGGAAGAUCUAAUUUUGGACCUGUCUGGUAUGUUCCUGAUAAGAAGAAGUCUUCAUCUCCUCCUCCCCCACCUCCACCUCUUCGUAGUGACAGCUUUGCUGCUACCAAAGGCCAUGAGAAGGCCCAUGGCCCUGUGUACUCAGAGGGUGCCAGCACGCAGCACUUUACGGCCCUGAACCGAUCUCAGCCCAGGAGUGACUGGAACUCAGAAGCUGUGGAACAACAAAGAUGGCCUUCAAGAGCAUGUGACAGGAGGGUCAAUAGCUCAAAUUAUAAAUCUGAUCUUAGUAUGGAAUAUACUUUUUCUUCUGGUGAAAGGUACAACAAUAACACAGGAGCUGUGAACAAACUGCAGUCAUCUUUGUCCAGCACUGAUGUUCGGUUUGCACAGCCUGCUUACAGUUACCAGCACCAGCACCAGUACAGUGAUGAAAGCACUUUUUUUCACAAUGCAAGAAUCUUAGCUUCGCCUAAAGAUCAGCAACAUUUUCUCUCCUAUAGUGGCAUUCAGGAAUUACCUACUGAUCACUUUCAUUGCUACAGUCCAAACCAAGCCAGGCUGCUCAGCACUUCCUCUUCUUUGAACAGUGCUGCUGAACAGAAGGUGGACAACACUGGACAGAGUCGCUAUUACUGUGUGACAGCAAAACAGCCUGCUCAGGGAAGUUCAAAGCCACUUCAACUCAAGGAUGACAACUGGAAACCUGUAAUGGGGGCUGAUACAUCUCUUGGACCUCCAGAAAGUCCUGCAGUUGUCACAAUGGUCCAAAAAACAAAAUACUAUCUACCUCAACAGUCUAUUGAAUCUUCUCUGGGAGCGUGUGAGAACAGUAGUCAUUACAUGGUGGACAGAGAGGGGGAUGUUAGGUCUGCUGUAGUAGAAGAGGUUAAAAAACCUAAUCAUGCUGAAAAGACUGGACAACAGAAAAACUUUGAGAACAGCUUCGAGGAAAGUGAAACUAAGUACAGUCAACACGAGUAUAUAAGAAGCUGUGUUCUUAGCACUGAAAACAGAACUGCUCAAAAAGAUUUUAGGUGGGCAAAGGAUGAGAGUAGCAAGAUUUCUCCUCAGAAGACCCCAAUGUUGCACUCUUUAGCUCAGGAAGGGAAAAAACAGUCUAACAGUCCAGAAGUUAUAACAGAGCGGCAGCCCCCAUUUGACACUCACUUAACUAAACAGGCACGAAGGAGUGAUCGUUUUGCAACAACCCUAAGAAAUGAGAUUCAAUUGAGAAGAGCAAAGCUACAGAAAAGUAAAAGCACUGCUACUUUAAUAGGGUCACCUGAAACAGAGGAGCACAAUGAAAACUGGAAGCCAGAUUCAGCAGAAAAUGUAAACAGCUCCCCAGAUACUAAUUUUACUAGCACCUACAAAGAUCACCUUAAGGAAGCACAGGCCAGGGUUUUGCGGGCAACUUCCUUCAAACGGCGGGACUUGGAGCCUAGCCCUGGUGAAUAUCUCCCCAGGUCACCAGAACAGAAAACUAGUAGUUAUAACUCUUCAUUUUUGGCUUUGGUUUCUGAAGAUGUGUCUGGAUUCCUUGAGGCUACACAAGCUAAAUCGAACUCUGCAGGGAGUGGCACUCAGCACGUUUCUCGCAUUGGAGGCAGGAAAAGGUUCACAACAGAACAAAAACUGAAGUCUUACUCUGAACCAGAGAAGAUGAAUGAAGUUGGGAUGUCAGCAGAUGAAUGCCGUCCUCGCUGCUGUCCAAACACAUCUGAAGAAGCCCUGGGAUCAUUUGCAGACAGGUGGAAAUUUUUUGAAGAAACAAGUAAGCCUAGCUAUAGAAAGUCUGCACAGAAGCAAGUUCCCCAUGGUCUUCCUGAAGGACAGCCUGAGAGGCCUGAUAGAAAAGCUCACAGUGGACCAGAGGGAGAGGAGUCAUGGUAUGAGAGAAGGGGUCGGGCAGCGUCUGUUGGACUUGAAACUGUACAAACUUCAAAAGAUAAUAUCCAUCACAGUAGUGGCAAUAAGGCUUCUGACAGAAUAAUGAAAUCUGAACAGCCGCAGCGUCUGGGGACUUUUGCAGAGUAUCAGGCAUCAUGGAAAGAGCAACGGAAACCUUUAGAGGCAAGGAGUUCAGGAAGAUACCAUUCAGCAGAUAAUAUCCUUGAUGCAGGCCAUGAACAGCAUGAGAAACCCCAAUACACCCAUGAGAGGUCUAGAUCAUCCCCUUCUACUGAUUUCUACAAACAGGAAGUCUCAGUUGAAGUAAGAAGGCAAGCAGAGGAUUUAAAGGAAGAUGGGGAGCGUAUUUUCUCUAAAAUUAACAAUCUGGAUGAAAGGAACUGUACAAUAAGACAAACUGAUAAAGAGACCCUGAGAGAAAACCCACAGGAAAAAAGGGAUCAGCUGGACCAGAAUUUAGGCAACAAGUGGAAAGCAUCUGUCAGACCAUUGCACACGAGAGAGCCUACGGUUUUGUCUCACGAAAGCCGAGGGAGAUCUGGGACAUUGCCCAGUGAUUACAGAUACUCUCAAGAAAACGUGAAUGAGAAAAGCAGGGAUUGCAACUUGUCUCUUCUUGCAUGUUCUGAGCCACAGACCUUGAAUGAGAACCACGCCUGUCUGUCACCGGGCAAAGGAGAGGAAAAUCACAGAACAGAACCGAUACUCCUGAACAAGAAACGUGGACCUGCUCCUCAGAGGCCUCCACCACCUAAAAGAGAUAAAUACAGGCGACCAGAUAAUUCUGCACCGCCACUCGGCAGCUCUUCUGAAUCUUUGCUGGUAGCUCCCAGCCGACCCAUUCCGUCCUCUUCCCCAAGCUCUGCUGAAGUUUUUACCAGUCACUCAUCUCUCUCUCAGAGUCCUGCAGCUUUCAAUGGAAAACUGAAGAGUGCUAAUCUGCAGGAGCUCCAGCAAACGUCAUCCACAGAGAAUGUUUGUCAGCACUUAGAAGAGAAAACGCACCUUAAGUCUGAGUCUGUAUUAUCUUCCAAGUAUCGUUACCUUCAAAAACCAGAAAUGGAAACAUCAAGGUCCCCUUCUCCUCAGUUCGCGCCACAGAAGCUCACUGAUAAACCUCCUGUUUCUGUACAGGAUGAGAACCCUACCAGAAUUGAGAGAGUUAUAGACAACAAUACUACAGUGAAAAUGGUUCCCAUCAAGAUAGUUCAUUCUGAGAGCAGUGCGGAGAAGGAGAGUCGGCAAAGUCUUGUUAGUACCAUGGAGCCUCCUGCUUUACCCAGUGGUUUAGAGAAGGACCAGAUUAAAACACUCAGCACUUCUGAGCAAUCCUAUUCACGAUUCUGUGCUUACACCAGGCAAGAUGUAGAGCCAGAAACCAGAACCAAACCAGCUGACCCUCAACCAGCUGAAGAACCUGGGAACAACUUGAAGGACAGCAGUGCUGCGGCCCCAGCAGUCAGCUAUGUGAAGGCCAAAGAGAAGACUUUUGAAGAUUGGAAAUCAGAGGAACUAGCCAGAGAGAUUGUGGGAAGAGAUAAGUCUCUAGCAGACAUAUUAGAUCCUAACAUGAAAAUAAAAACAACAAUGGACUUGAUGGUCGGAAUCUUCCCCAAAGAUGAACACCUCUUGGAAGAAGCUCAGCAGCGCAGAAAGCUCCUGCCAAAGGUUCCUUCUCCAAAAAUUUCAGAAGAGAAGAAAGAGGAGCAGAGUGUGCCAUCUGCUAUCUCCCUGACAACCAAUUCCACUUACUACAGCACAUCUGCACCAAAGGCAGAAUUACUGAUUAAAAUGAAGGACAUGCAGGAACAGCAACAGCAGCAGCAGAGUGAAGAUGAUUCUGAAGAUGAGCUGGAUCAUGACUUGUCAGAAAAGAAGCAAGAACUCAUUGACAGCAUUAGUAGGAAGCUGCAGGUGCUGAGGGAAGCACGAGAGACACUUCUGGAAGACAUCCAAGCAAAUAACAUACUGGGGGAGGAGGUAGAGGCCAUUGUGAAAGAAGUUUGCAAACCAAAUGAGUUUGACAAAUUCAAGAUGUUUAUUGGGGACCUGGACAAAGUGGUCAACCUCCUACUGUCACUGUCAGGUCGUCUGGCCCGGGUGGAAAAUGCCCUUAAUAACUUGGAUGAAAAUACAUCUCCUGAAGAACGGCGGACAUUGGUAGAGAAGCAGAAGCUGCUAACACAACAACAUGAAGAUGCAAAAGAACUGAAGGAAAACCUGGAUCGUCGGGAGCGCAUUGUCUUUGACAUUUUGGCAAAUUACCUGAGCGAAGAGAACUUAGCAGACUAUGAGCACUUUGUAAAAAUGAAGUCGGCCCUCAUCAUUGAGCAGCGAGAGCUUGAGGACAAGAUCAAGCUGGGCGAGGAGCAACUCAAGUGUCUGACUGAUAGCCUCCAACCUGAACGGCUCAAAUAAGGGGACUGAGUUUGACCAAGGACAUGAAAAAUGGGAAAGAAGAAAGGGAUAGGGGAGCUUCCAAGUAUACAAAUGAGUAUCUUGGCUUGUCUUGAGUGUUCAGUAGAGAAACAAACGUACAAGAGAAAAAUAGCUCUCAACAGCAAUAAUGCUCUUUCUUUCAUUUUUGGGAUGAUGUAUUUAAUUUUUUACAAUAUGUUUUUAUUGCUGGAUUCUACAGCCACUCCUCAUUGCUUAACUUAGAGAAAGCUUCACAGAAGGGGCUAGACUUUUAACCUUUCUGCUGGGUAAGUUGGAAGUCUGUGACAGUUGGGCAUGCAGACAGCAAUGUUUCUUAGACUAGAAUGUAUACUUCCUUUAUACUCAGAUGUUGUACAGACUGUUGGGCAACCCAGCAGCAAAUUAUGAAUACACACAAAUUCAGAAGCUCUAAAUGCAGUGGCUUUUUAUUUCCUUUUUUAAAAGGCACAUUAAAUAGGGGAAUUGUGCAUCUUACAGCUAGUAUAUUCACAUUACUGAAAUGUAGUGUCACUCUGAUCCUGUGGCAUCAGACACUUUUUUGUAAUGUUGUAUAUAAGAUGGUGGCACUUUCCCCUUGCAGAACUUUUAAAUCAGUCUCAGUUAAACACUUGUUAAAACAACUUGCAAAUCACCUAAUUUCUACAUUGCUGAAGAUUAAAGAAAAAAAAAGAGAAAAAAAAGAAGAGAGAGUCGUAGACCCUCUCUUACUGUAAUACAAGUGAUUUUUCUUACCAAGUUGUACUUGAUUUAAGAAACAAGCUGCAAGUACUGUGCUGAUUUUGUUCAAAACAUUUCUCAUCUAAGUUAUUUGGAAAAUUCGUUUGCUUUUCCUUGUGCUUACUGUGUAUGUUUUCAUUCUCCCUCCAAAUAAUUGCUAUGUUUUAUGAAAAUAAACGUCAGGUAAGGACACUGCUUCUAUUUUACUUCUGAUUGCUUAACAUUAUGCUGGUUUUAUAUAGAUAGUUAAAUUAUAUUGAAGUUGACCCACAUAAUGCUAUUCCUUUUAUCUGCUUUCUCAGACCACCAAAUGCAAUAUAAACAGCUUUGCCCGUGUAAAUACCGUGCAUUACUCAGAGCAAGUCUGCUUCAUAACUGUGAACAGCCAUGGCUUUUGGGUUUGUUUUUUUUUUUUUUAUCACACUGAUAAAUGACAGGAUGCUAUUUCUCAGUAUCAGAUUACUGAUUGUGUUCUAGUAAUACUGCCAUUGAAUAGAAGCGAUAAGUCCCAGCACCACUAAAAAGAAGUGCUAACACAUGUCUUAGCACAGAGAUACAGGUUAGGUUGGCUUGCUCUGAUAUCUACAGAGAAAUUCUGUAGUGUGUACAUGUCAUCAUUUAUGUUAAGAUAAAGUGUUACGGUCAAAGGGAAAUCUUGGAUGACUUUGUGUAUAGGCCAUUUACAUUGUAGUAAGUACCAUUUAUCUGUCCUUUAACUAAACAAACAGAUUGCCCAACAGGAAAACAUUUUUGAGGCUGAAGUGAAUGCCAGUCUGUAGCUAAACAGAUUGAAAAUACAAGUAAUUAAAUGUUAAAAGAAGAGAGAGAAGAAUUCUUUAUGCCAUCCCCGUAGUGACAGCGCUCGCUCACAAAAGGUUUUCUGUUCUUCUUAUCUGAAUCAUCUCUUCUGAGGAAAUGGAACCGGAGAGACACUGAUCAGUGAAUUCCUUGCAAUCUGGGGAGUCAUGCAGAAAUCUUCUGGAACCAGUUGCAAAACAGGUGCAAAAGUUAAAAGGACUGUUUUCCCCUACUAUAAUGCACUAAUGUGUGUACAUGGACCAAAUCUUUAAUGGAAUUAUGCUGAUGUAUAUCAGCCGAAGUCAAAUGGAGCUGCCACUUUGUAGAAGCUACAGCUGACCUUGGUUUCUUCCUCCUGGUUCCAAAAUGCAGACAUCUGGUAUCUCUCAAUUAUUUGCUGCUAUGUUCCUAGGGCAGGUGAUCCCUUUUGUCCUUAGACUCAUCCCUUGAGCAUAAUAGACCCAAAACUAAGUAACUCCUGAAUAAAUUAUGCUUGUCUUUAGCUGAAAAGAGAGUGCAUUGUUUUAUCUGUGGCAUUUUAAAAAUUUUACAUAUUGUGGUUAUUCUGAAAUGUGUAUGUGAAAUGUGAAUAAUAAUAUAAUUGCAAUGUGUUUGUAUACAGUGCUUUGAUUUAGAUCUUUCUGAUAAAAGAUAGCAAUAUUGCGAAUGCUAUAUAUAUAUAUAUAUAUAUAUAUAUAUUAUCCUUUUCACAGAACAGUUGCAUAGUCACCAUUUUCUCCAUUCCUUUUUUAAAACUGUGUUCAAAAUCUCCCAUCCUGGGAACCUGAAGAUGGUUGCCUCCCAAUGUUAUAUGUAAAUCUGUAAAUAGCUGUACUGUUGCUUUUUGAAAAAAUCUGGUGCUAAUGUUUUUCCUUUGGCAUCUUUGGGAAUGGCUAUUUCUUCACCUUACAUUGUUCUCAAUUUUAGAUCUCUUUGUAUAGUGAAAGAUUUCCACUAUGUUUCUCCACUUGUUUGAAUUUUGCAGCCCAGAGUGAAAAUGUGUACAGUUUUCCUGCUUGAAACUUAACACCUACCUACUGACAAAUGAUAUUGCUUGACUUUGAAAAAAUAAACUGUAUAUUUCAAUGUA